AUGGACGGAACUCCCCCUCGACCGUCAUACGCAUUACCCAACUACGACGACGAUCAUGAUCACCUUACGCACGGGUCGGGAGGAAACCCAGCAGCAGUCAGGUUACUGACAUCUAUGGAAGAACCACUACCGGAAUCUCGACCGUAUGUGCCUCCAACCGUGACAGAUGCACCAAUGUCCCCAACUCUUGUGCCCCUCCCACUAGCUCCCAGAAAAGAAGCAAAAGUAAAGAAACGAAGGCGCACCACUACUGUAAAGUUACAGAAAAAGAAAAGGCCCCUUCAUGAACCCCAAGGCGAGUUCAAGCAGGACCUCCCGACGAUUCCGGAGGGACCGUCCCCUCGAAGAAGUUCUCUUCUUAAGAAGAAAUCACCCAAUAGAGAUAGAGACAGCAGCCCCCCGAGUAACCCCAUCAACCUUGAUAACAAUGGCUCACCAAAGACACUUGAUAGUAUUCGACCGUCGCCUCGCCGAACGUAUCAAACAUCAAUCAGAUCAACACAUUCUCGGGGAUCCUCCAUCCUCGACCCGCCUCACCUCGCGCCGGGAGAUUCCGUAUAUGAGGAAUAUCGAUCGCGAGAUACAAGCCCUCCUCGACCUUGGACCCCAUCCUCGAGGAUGUCCGGAUUUACCGAUUAUUCACGACCACCACCCUCAAGUAUGCAAUACGAACCAGCAGAUCUCAACGGUAGUCCUAGGCCGGGCACGCCAUCGUCAAGAUAUGGAGGAAGCCCUCGCAGACCAUUACCUCGUGCUCCUCUAUUCGGAGCGCGAGACUCUCAUUAUGCAGCGGAUGAUGCGACGGUGAACAUUCCUCUAGAUGGUGUCCACGACGAUGUAUUCGGACCCGAAGAAUCGGAUAUUAGUGGCGCCUAUCCAUAUCAUCACGACUCGUAUGCCGGGCAAUCGCAAGUCACCCUUAGCGAGGAAGACUCGCAAGCGCCUCUAGACGAGAAGGUCGAGCAUUAUGGUUCUGCGCCCGAAGGAAGACAAGAGCGUCGUGGCGUCCGCGCCCCUCUCACUUCAAAAAAGGAGGUGCAGCUAAUUAACGGUGAACUGAUUCUCGAGUGUAAGAUUCCCACUAUCUUGUACAGCUUUCUGCCUCGCCGCGACCAAGUCGAGUUCACUCACAUGCGAUAUACGGCCGUGACCUGUGAUCCGGACGAUUUCGUCGAAAAGGGUUACAAGUUGAGACAAAACAUCGGCCGGACAGCUCGGGAAACAGAACUUUUCAUAUGUGUUACCAUGUAUAAUGAGAACGAGAUUGACUUCACCCGCACGAUGCACGCCAUCAUGAAAAACGUAAGUCACUUCUGCGGCCGCAACAAGUCCCGCACGUGGGGAGAGAACGGAUGGCAAAAAAUUGUCGUCUGUAUUGUGUCGGAUGGACGAGAAAAAGUCCAUCCGAGAACGCUAGAUGCGUUGGCCGCGAUGGGUGUUUAUCAACACGGCAUCGCCAAGAACUUCGUCAACCACAGGGCCGUGCAAGCCCAUGUGUACGAAUAUACGACACAAGUCUCGUUAGACUCGGACCUUAAGUUUAAAGGUGCUGAAAAGGGAAUUGUGCCUUGUCAGAUGAUUUUCUGUCUCAAGGAAAGGAACCAGCGGAAGCUCAACUCCCACCGUUGGUUUUUCAAUGCUUUCGGGAAAGCCUUGAAUCCCAAUGUCUGCAUCUUGCUCGAUGUCGGAACGAAACCUAGCACAAACUCUCUAUAUCAUCUUUGGAAAGCAUUUGAUACCGAUUCAAACGUCGCAGGCGCAUGUGGCGAGAUCAAAGCGAUGAAAGGAAGGCUCGGAGGCAACCUCUUGAACCCUCUAGUUGCUUCGCAGAACUUUGAAUACAAGAUGUCUAAUAUUCUGGACAAGCCUCUCGAGUCUGUGUUUGGCUAUAUUACAGUAUUACCCGGUGCGCUGAGUGCCUACCGAUACCACGCAUUACAAAACGAUGAGACAGGCCAUGGGCCUCUCAGCCAAUACUUCAAGGGAGAGACGUUACACGGCCAACACGCUGACGUAUUUACGGCGAAUAUGUAUCUAGCUGAGGAUCGUAUCUUGUGUUGGGAGUUAGUUGCAAAGAGGAAUGAGAGAUGGGUAUUAAAAUACGUAAAAGGUUGCACAGGCGAGACGGAUGUGCCAGAUUCUGUCCCGGAGUUUAUCUCUCAGAGACGUCGUUGGCUUAAUGGUGCAUUUUUCGCUGCUGUGUACUCGCUGGUGCACUUCAAGCAGAUAUGGAACACGGACCAUACCAUCGCGCGCAAAGUGCUCCUUCAUAUCGAAUUUGUUUAUCAGUUUAUACAGCUCUUGUUCACUUUCUUCUCCCUUGCGAACUUUUACCUGGCUUUUUACUUCAUCGGUGGUGGGCUUACGGAUCCUGCCAUGGACCCUUUCGGACACAAUAUCGCUUUGUACAUCUUCACAGUGCUACGGUACACAUGUGUGCUCUUAAUCAGCAUGCAGUUCAUCAUUUCGCUGGGUAAUCGUCCGCAGGGGGCGAAGAAACUCUAUCUUGCAAGCAUGAUAAUAUACAGCAUUAUCAUGGUCUAUACGACUUUCGCGACUAUCUUCAUCGUCAUCCACACGGUCAAGGGAGACCAGAUAAAGCUUGGCAACAACACAUUUACGAAUCUAAUCGUGUCGACGGCGUCGACAGUCGGGCUGUAUUUCCUCAUGAGCUUUCUCUACUUGGAUCCAUGGCAUAUGAUCACUAGUUCGGGCCAAUAUUUUGCACUAUUGCCCAGCUACAUCUGCACGCUGCAAGUGUACGCUUUCUGCAACACGCACGACGUUACAUGGGGUACCAAGGGAGAUAACGUCAUGAAGACGGACUUGGGCGGGGCCGUGGGGAAGGGCAGCUUUGUGGAGCUGGAGAUGCCGAGCGAGCAGCUGGAUAUCGAUUCGGGCUAUGAUGAGGCGCUCCGCAAUCUUAGGGACCGCGUAGAGGUGCCGACGCCACCGAUCUCGGAGGCGCAGAUGCAAGAGGACUACUACCGGAGCGUACGAACAUACAUGGUUGUUAGCUGGAUGAUGGCCAACUCCAUUCUCGCCAUGGCCGUCAGCGAGGCUUACGGAUACAAGGAUGUUGGUGGUAACUUCUACCUGUCGUUUAUCCUAUGGGCAGUCGCGGCGCUGGCCUUGUUCCGAGCCUUGGGCAGCACGACGUUCGCGAUCCUGAACGCGAUCAAUAUGGUCGUCGAAGGCCGCGUCCGUCUGAGUCUCAAGGUACCGGAAUGGGUCCCUGAGUGGAUGGGCGGGAUCGGAAGCAAGAUUAGCGAUACCAUGAGCAGCAUUACCAGUAGUGUGCGAUCGUGA
Molecule: messenger RNA, 3309 nt
Organism: Daldinia vernicosa
Lineage: Eukaryota; Fungi; Ascomycota; Sordariomycetes; Xylariales; Hypoxylaceae
Product: glycosyltransferase family 2 protein
Exons: 3
Coding region: 1-3309 (1102 amino acids)
Cellular component (GO): cell septum; cell periphery
Molecular function (GO): chitin synthase activity
Source: RefSeq, a predicted model, not a curated record